UCGUAUAAUUCGUGUUCCGUGUGUUAUCUGAAUGUACUUGCCUGUGAUGCUGCCAUAAGUCAGUGUUUCUCUGUACCUGUACCUUCCCGUUCUUGUGCAAUUGGCAAUAAAUUCAACAGGUCCUGAGAAAUCUCAGUGAGAUUUGAUUAGUGAUGAUCAUCUUGGCAGCUCGGUAGGUCGAAUGUAUGCGACAGUACACCGUUAAAUGCAAAAUCCUGAACAGUGUUGAUGAUCAGAGGGAUCUUGGACUCCAAGGAGGCGGGACUAUGGACUGUGGACUGAACCAUGAAAGAGAGAGAGAGCGAUCUGCAGACAGGCAGUCGGCCAGUCUAAAGAGCGAGAGAGAGACUGGAAAAGCUGAUCGCUUCAGUUAGUCGCAGCUGAGGCUUGGAACUCUCCUAUGCCCACAAGAGUGGGUUGAUCAUCGGUACACGGAACCACAACGAAUGUCUGUGGCUGUCACUUCGUAUAAUCCAUAGGAGUGGAUUGUGGAAUAUCUUGUGUUAACCCUUGCCUGGGUAUGUUGUGUGGUAACCCCUGGAAGACGGUAUUCCUGUGACAGGUCACUUUCGCUGAUAACUCGUAUGUGGACGGAUUCAGCGGAUAAGAACGUCGUCGAUGGUUAUUUUGAAGUAACGGCCUUUUCUCUACGUUUCACCCUGGAUCACAAAUAUCUCUCUCCCAUCAUUUAUUCCAUGGAUUACUGAACUUUCCUACUUUACCAUCUCAAGACUCUAAGCUUUGUUCCAUCAGCCUCGAUAGUCUGGGAAUUACAUUUACACAUAUAUACACUUAACACUUUCAACUUUCCUUCAUUUCAUUAAGUUACUAUAUACUAAUAAAGAGAAUGGUUUUAACAUCAAAACCAGACUCCGGUGUGAAAUCUAUUGCUGCUGGUUCGUUUCUAAAACGUUACAGUUCGUAACACAGUUUUAUAAAACUAGUUAGACCACAUCUGGAGUGUUUCAUACAGUUCUGGUCGCCCCCAUUCUCGGAAGGAUGUCGGGGCUUUGGAGAGGGCGCAGAAGAGGUUUACCAGGACACUGCCUGGAUUAGAGGGCAUGAGCUAUAACGAGAGGCUGGACAAACUUGUGUUGUUUUCUCCAGAGUGGCGCAGGCUGGGGUGAGACUGGAUGGACGAUUAUAAGAUUACGAGAGGAAUAGAUAGAGUGGAGAGACGAUAUAUUUUUCCUGGGGGUUGAAAUGUCUAAUACAUUUAAGGUGAGAGGAGAUGUGAGCGGCAAGUUUGCUUCUUUCCACAGACUAAUGAGUAGCUGCAGUUUCUGCCUGGGAGAGGGGGGGAGGUGUCGCCAAUCCUGACACGUGAUCCCGUUUGCCCCUCCCAUUUAACCGCAGAUUGGCAGCAUCUGCGCGUCUGUUUCCGAGGCCCCGCCUCCCGAUGAUGUAACAAUCUCUUCGCGCAUGUUCACAGUCUCCGGGUGGACGGUGUUAUCCUCUCCGCUCAGAGCUGAAGUGGGUCGGCUGUGUUAUCGGGAAAGACUUUCGUCUCUCCCGUCGGGAUCACUGUCUGCGGGCCGAAGAUAUCACUUUCCCAUCGUUAGACCUGCAGUGAGAGAUUUAUUGGAAGAAAAACCACGACUGAAGACAAGGGAACAGCAACAAGUGAACCAGCCUGAGAACUGAGAGCAUAAACUGGAGAGAACCAAUCUGACUCGGAGAUUCCAGUGAUUCAGUCAGGAGAAAGUUUGGUUAAAAAUGACAAAGAAUUAAUCUAUGGGAAUCUCGAACACCACACACCAGUUUUGCUGUCUCUAUCCAGAUAUUUAAGAAGCGGAACAAAGGAUUUCCUCGAACAUCCUUCCUGCUCAGACUGUGGGGAGGGAUUCACUCAAUCAUCUGACUGACUGGCACGCCUGACAUUUUAAACAAGGGAGGAAACCCAUUCAUCUUCUUAGACAGUCGGAAUGAAUUCAUUUGGAAAUUUCAACUGAAGGGACAUCACCAAGUUGACACUGGGACGAGGCCAUUCACCUACUCUGUGAGUGAGAAGGAAUUCAGUCGGUCUUCCCACCUGUGGACACACCAGUAUAUCACACCGGGCAGAGGCUGGUCAUCUGCUAAAUUUGUGGGGAAGGAUUCACACGGUCAUCUGACUUCAUGGCUCACCAGCGGGUUCACACUGAGGAGCGGCCGUUCACCUGCUCAGACUGUGGGAAGGGAUUCACUCGGUCAUCCGACCUACUGGGACAUAAGUUUGUUCACACUGGGGAGAGGCCGUUCCUCUGCUCAUUCUGUGGGAAGGGAUUCAUUUCAUCAUCCAACCUGAAGGUACAUGAGCGAGUUCACACUGGUGAGAAGCCAUACACCUGCUCAGACUGUGGGAAGAGAUUCACUUGCUCAUCGGAACUGAAGGUACAUCAGCGAAUUCACACUGGGGAGCGGCCGUUCACCUGCUCAGACUGUGGGAAGGGAUUCACUCAGUCAUAUCAGCUGAAGGUACAUCAGAGAGUUCACACUCGAGAGAGGCCAUUCACCUGCUCAGACUGUGGGAAGGGCUUCACUCGGUCAAUCGACCUCCUGGGACACAAGUUGGUUCACACUGGGGAGCGGCCGUUCAUCUGCGCAGACUGUGGGAAGGGAUUCACUCAGUCAUAUCAACUACAGAGACACCAGCGAGUUCACACCGGGGAGAGGCCAUUCACCUGCUCAGAAUGUGGGAAGGGAUUCAGUCGAUCAUGUCAACUACAGACACACCGGCAAGUUCACACUGGCGAGAGGCCGUUCAUCUGCUCGGAAUGUUCAAAGGGAUUCACUCAGGCAUCUCACCUACUGAGACACCAGCGAGUUCACACUGGAGAGAGGCCAUUCACCUGCUCAGACUGUGGGAAGGGAUUCAUUUGCUCAUCCCAACUGAAGGGACAUCAGCGAGUUCACACUGGAGAGAACCCAUUCACCUGCUCAGACUGUGGGAAGGGAUUCACUUGCUUAUCCCAAAUGAAGGUACAUCAGCGAGUUCACACUGGAGAGAGGCCGUUCACCUGCUCAGACUGUGGAAAGGGAUUCACUCGGUCAUCCCAUCUGAAGGAACAUCAGCGAAUUCACAUUCGGGACAGGCCAUUCACCUGCUCAGACUGUGGGAAGGGAUUCACUCAGUCACACGAAUUACUGGUACACAAGUCAGUUCAUACUGGGGAGUGGCCAUUCACCUGCUCAGACUGUGGGAAGGGAUUCACUCUGUCACACGCACUAUUGGUACACCAGUCAGUUCACACUGAGGAGAGGCCGUUCAACUGCUCAGUCUGUGGGAAGGGAUUCACUUGCUCAUCCCAAAUGAAGGUACAUCAGCGAGUUCACACUGGAGAGAGGCCGUUCAUCUGCUCAGUCUGUGGGAAAGGAUGCACUAGUUCAUCCCAACUGAAGGUACAUCAACGAAUUCACACUGGGGAGAAACCGUUUACCUGCUCAGACUGUGGGAAGGGAUUCACUUGUUCAUCCCAACUGAAGGUACAUCAGCGAAUUCACACUGGGGAGAAGCCAUUUACCUGCUCAGACUGUGGGAAGGGAUUCACUAGUUCAUCCCAACUGAAGGUACAUCAGCGAAUUCACACUGGGGAGAAGCCAUUUACGUGCUCAGACUGUGGGAAGGGAUUCACUUGUUCACCCCAACUGAAGGUACAUCAGCGAAUUCACACUGGGGAGAAGCCGUUUACCUGCACAGACUGUGGGAAGCGAUUCACUCAGUCAUUUCAACUACAGAGACACCAGCGAGUUCAUACUGAUUAGAGGCUGAUCAACUGAUCAGACUUUGGGAAAAGUUUCUCUCGGCCAAAUCAACCAAAUUGUGCAUCAUUGAGUUCAUACUAGGAAGAGGCAGUUCACCUGCUGUGAAUGUGGAAAGGGAUUCAUUCACUUAUCUAUCCUUAUGACACACUACCUGGUUCACAAUGGGAAGAGGCGAGUCAGCUGCUGUGAACAUGGAAAAGGAGUCAUUCAUCUAACCUGAUGUAAAUCUCGCUUCGGCUAGCAGCUUAAUAUAUGGGGGUGAUAGCCACUCAGCCCGGUCAAACAUAAGAAAUCUCGUUUGGGUGGAUGCUGUGUGGUGUGUCCCAUGUUAUAACUAAGUACCCUGAAAUAACAAAUGAUACACAGUAUGUGAUUUAAUGAUUGAUCUUUAUAAUUCAUUCUUUGACUAUAGGGUUAGUAAAAAAAUCAAAAGACAAAAGGGCCCCCACUCUCCGUUCACAUCUUCUCAUCUCUCCCCAGCAAAAAACACAAUAAUCUCUCUUCCAGACUCCAAGAAAAAAAAAAUUCUGCCAUCGGAAUGCCUUGCACUCCAAAACCCUGUUAUCACUAGUCAUAACCUAAAUAUUGCUGCUACAGAGAAACCAUUACAUCAGCAGUGAAACCUUACAGCGUGUUACACUUGUGACAGACUAGCGGGUUCACACUGGGGAGAAAGUUUCAAUAAGCUUCAUGCUGGAUAUUUGUCCAUCACCAUUGCUGAAUGCUAUUUUGAGAGUGACUGUAAGUGCUGAACUCUGCAAUUAUUGCUGCUGCUCACCACGCCCAGUUCUGCACCCUGGUCACUGGGCAUGGGAGAAGAUUCUCCUGCUGUGCAUUCAACUUUACUGGGACAGGAGUUUAAUAUUCUGCAUCUGAGACAAAUAAAUCUGUUCCAUUUUAAACCCUGUCCUUGGUACUUACUGAAUUUACAUUACACCUAUUGUACAGUAGAGAGUCAACUCAGGCUGGCUGGACCCUGCUAGUGAUUCUGUUCCAGGACAGUCCUCUUAAAUCUUCCCCUGUUGUUCACCUCUUCCUCUGUCUGUAGUGAUGGGUUCCAAACAGUCACCAAUCUGUUUGUGAAGAGGUUUCCCUUGAAUUCUCUGCAGACUGAAGAAGUUAAGCUGACUGCAGUUCUGUCUGAGAUGUUCUUUACCCCUGAAAUCUCUGGACUGAGGAAGAAUUAAUUUCGGAGUUACCCUCCUUACUCAUGGCUCAUUACCACAUUAUUGGUCAUUUUCUCUGCUUCUAAAGGGUUGUUAGAAAACACCACUGUCUUCCAAAGACUGAAAGCAGAAUGGUAAACCAUUAGCAGGACGUUCAAUGGAGCAGGGUCAGAAACCAGAGACAAAUCUGCACAGGGCAGAGUUUGGAGCUCUGGAAGAUGGUUGGGGUAAGAACAUAUGAUGAGGAGAAGGGAAUCAGCAGUGGGGUAUGGCAACAAAUGACAGAGUAGCAACAUUUGGAAGCAGAUUGAUGGAGAAAAUCUUUUGGUGGUUUGACUGAUAACAAACUAUACCCGUGUGACAUCUAUGUGUUUGGAAUGGUUUCAAUUAUUGAGGGUGUUGUUCCUGCUUGUUUAUCCUGUAAUAUUAUGUCUGGAUAGUUAUUAUAGAUUGUCCUAUCUGUAACAAUGUAUUGAUUAUCAUGUCAUUUGUAAGAUUUUGACUGUAAAACUGGAUCAGGCUUGAACUUACAGGCUUGUCUGAAGUGAUGGAGGGCAAUCAUGAGUCAGUAUUUUAAAGCAAGAAUUUGGUGAAUGAUUUUAUCUUUAUAAGUAAUCAGUUUGAGUUAAAUUCCUGCUGGAUCCUGGAAUGUGUUGGAUUGUGUCUGGUUUCUCUUGGCAUUUCCAGCACUUACUGCCUUAAAUACAAACAAUAUUGUAUGUAUUUUUGAUUUUAUUUUCCCCUUUUGUUAAACAGCUUGUCUUGUAUUCCUGCAAGGAACCCCUCUGUUUCUGGUAAGAGGAGUCCAACUUGUCAACAUCUUGUCAACAUCUUCCUUGUCAACAUCUCAUCUGCUGAGAUUGUUGCGAUGCCAUACUCAUACCACCUGCUAAUGAUUUCUUCCAGAGUGAUGAUUUAUUUUUCUGAGUUGGCCUCUCAGUUAAUUUUUCUGAUAUGUAUUCCGUAUCACAACUGUAUAUACACACAUGGAGUGCUGAAUCCAGUUCAUUUUUCUUGAAAAUAUAGAAGUUUUACCUGACUGUUGUGUGAUCUUUCCUCGUGUGUUAUUCCUCUUCCUCCUUCUGUCCAGGGUCAUGUUAAUCUAAGUGAGUUUCAGUGUAAAUACUCUUUUCUAAAGCUUUCUAAAGUUCUUAUUUACCUUUGUAAAUUUUACUGAUUGAAAUGGGACAAAUAUAUUUUUCUUAUUAAUAAGUCAAUGCCGGUAUUGAAGAAAGUGUUUAUUGCCUUUGUUGUAUUUGUUAACUAGUGAGCUCUGUUUGACAGGACUUCUUAAGGUGUGAACUAAAUUUUUUCAAAGGUUUUCCCUAUUUCGCACUACUUUCUAUUUCUUUGCUUGUUGAUAUACCAGAUUUGUGGGUAUCAAGAGUCCCGGUGAAGGGUCUUGGCCUGAAAUGUUGAUUCCCAUCCAUAGAUGCUGCCUGACAUGCUGAGCUCCUCCAGCACUUUGUGUGUAGUUCUCUAGAUUUCUAGCAUCUGCAGGUCCUCUUGUUUCUCAGUUACUUAUAUAUUUAUUGAAAGAACAAGACAAAAACAAGCUGGUAGUGGGGUGGUGUGGCUCUGAAAUAUUAGAUAAAAUCAUUAGAAAGAGGUGGCAAAGGGUUGGAAGUUGUAGAAUUGAGGAACAGCAAAUGUUAAAAAAAAAUCCCUAAUGGGAAUUUUACAGAGACCUUUAAACAGUAGUAAGUAUGAGGUCCUGAAAUUACAAUGGGAGAUGGAAAAUGCGUGCCAAAGGGCAAUGUUACAAUAGUCAUAGGGGAUUGUCAUGCAGUUGAUUAGGAAAAUCAGGAUGGUGUUGGUUUGAAGAGAAGGAAUUCCUAGAAUGCCUACAAGAUGCUUUUUAGAGCAGCUUGUGAUUGAGCCCACUUGGGGAUCAGCUAUUCUGGAUUGGGUGUUGUAAUGAACCGGAAUUAAUUAGGUCACUGAAGUUCAAAGAACCCUUCGGGGCAAGUGAUCUUAAUGUGAACAAAUUCACCCGGACAUUAGAGAAGGAGAAGUUAAAGUCAAAUGUGGAAUAAAAAGAAUUAGAGAGGCAUGAGAGAAAAAUUGAUCAAAAUUGAUUUAAAAAGAUCACGAGCAGGGAAGAAAACAGAGCAGCAAUGGCUGGAAUUUUUGGAAGCAAUUCGGAAGGCACAGGAUAUACCCAUGCAAAAAUUUGGGCACCCCUAGUCAAAAUUUCUGUUAAUGUAAAUAGCUAAGCAAGUAAAAGAUGACCUGAUUACAAAAGGCAUAAAGUUAAAGAUGACACAUUUCUUUAAUAUUUUAAGCAAGAUUACAUUUUAUUUCCAUCUUGUGGUGAACUACAUAUACCUGUCUGGACACCACCCCCCCACCCCCGC
Hypanus sabinus (Atlantic stingray) is the source of this 7267-nucleotide messenger RNA. Its product is annotated as zinc finger protein 420-like. The transcript has 3 exons. Gene Ontology annotation, cellular component: nucleus. Bases 2119 to 3744 code for a protein of 541 amino acids. The record is from RefSeq and is a predicted model, not a curated record. Gene Ontology annotation, molecular function: RNA polymerase II cis-regulatory region sequence-specific DNA binding; DNA-binding transcription factor activity, RNA polymerase II-specific. Gene Ontology annotation, biological process: regulation of transcription by RNA polymerase II. NCBI's taxonomy places the organism in Eukaryota, Metazoa, Chordata, Chondrichthyes, Myliobatiformes, Dasyatidae.